Racocetra persica is the source of this 733-nucleotide messenger RNA. Lineage: Eukaryota; Fungi; Glomeromycota; Glomeromycetes; Diversisporales; Gigasporaceae. The record is from the annotation of a GenBank genome assembly.
AUGUUUCAAAAAUUUAUCAAAAUUCAAAAAGAAUUAUUACCACAAUUUUUAAAGAAAACAAAGACUAGAUCUACGGAUUCUAAAAAAAGUGAUAACACAGAGACUAAUACUAGUAAUAGUGUAGAGGAUGAAAUUAUUGACAAGAAAAUUAUAUAUAGUUCUUUAUUAGAUAGUACUAUAAUUAGUAGUCCACCUCCUAUAGAUGAUACUAUUAACAAUUAUAAAGAAACAAUGUCUAAUAGUUAUUUCUCAGCAACUAUAUCUGAAGAUAUUUGGAUUGUUUGGAACUAUAGUGAAUAUUAUUUUGUCAUUGGUAGAAGUAACGUGAGGCCAUAUAAGAAAGAUGGCUUUGAGACUGAGAUAACUGAUAACCUUGAUAAAAUACUUAUUGUAAGCGAAAACUCUAGUAAUAAGGAUAAUAAAUAUGCAAUUGUAAUGUAUUAUUCAUUUGAAUUAGAUAAUGAGGAAAAUCUUGAACCAAAAGAAGGAAAAAAUAAAAUAAGUAUGGCAAAGGAAAGUAAAAAUAAGUGUGAUGAAGAGAAGUCUGAAGAAAAAGAGUCCAAAGAAGAAAAUAAUAGAAAUGUUGAAUUGAUAGAGAGAGAAAAUAAAGAGUUAGUUGAUAAAAGUGAUGAGAUUGAGGUUAAAUUGAUAGAGGAAGAAGAUAAAGAGGAGUUAGUUGAAGAUGAAAGUGAUAAAGUAGAAGGAGAAGAAGAAAGUGACGAGGUGGAUGAAA